Diaporthe citri is the source of this 2142-nucleotide messenger RNA. RefSeq lists its product as uncharacterized. The record is from RefSeq and is a predicted model, not a curated record. Gene Ontology annotation, biological process: peroxisome organization. Gene Ontology annotation, cellular component: peroxisomal membrane. The coding region runs from base 1 to 2142 and encodes 713 amino acids. Lineage: Eukaryota; Fungi; Ascomycota; Sordariomycetes; Diaporthales; Diaporthaceae. The transcript has 2 exons.
AUGUCCACCCCUCGUCGCCAACGAGGCGACACCCUCGACAGCUCCUCCUCCACCCACUCGCCAAAUCGCAACGAUGACGGCCCGGCCUCCUACCUAGGCGCCGCCGCCGCCGAACCCAAGCCGACCUACGCCUCCUUCUCUCCAGCGACCCUGUCGUCAUCCCAACCCGUCUCAGCCGCCAAGCGACUGUCCACCAUCCUCGUCCACCAGAAGUCCCCGCUGCUCCUGGCCACACCUCCCCAGGUCACCCGCGCCCUCGCAUACAGCCACCCCUUCCUGCUGCCCUUGAACAAGCUCACCGGGCUGCUCAGCUGGACGACGGCCGAUCCGUGGGAGAGCUUCCUGUUGGUCGCUGUCUUCUGGGCCACAGUGCUGUACGGAGAUGUCGCAGUGCGCUUCGCAGGGCCGGUGGUGCUGGUCCUCAUUGUAAUACUCGGCAUGUAUGGAAGGCGGUUCAGCCCUCUGAGUAGCAGUGGCUGGAACGAGGACGGCGGUGCGGGAGGUGGGAAUGCUCCCAAAACUUCGAAGGGCAAGGGGAAGAAGGCACCGGCUGAGAACUCGGGUCCGGCAGCUGCAAAUGCGGCCGCGGGAACCGGGGGAGGACACCAUACGAGGGCCGGGUCGGAGGCCACAAACACAAAACAUCAAAAGACGCUCGACGAGAUCGUGGAAACACUAAAGGAGCUGACUGCGAGGUGUAAUAUCCUCAUGGAGCCCCUGUUGGAAUUGACCGAUUUCCUCAGCACCCAGCGCACGGCGACCAGUGCCACCACGAGGCCCGCCUUGACGACGCUGUUCAUACGGAUAUUGAUGUGCACUCCCUUUUGGGUCGCCUUAACCUUUCCUCCGUUUCGGAUCAUUUCCACGCGGAGGGUCAUCCUCGUUUUUGGAACCAUAAUACUCACAUGGCAUGCCAGAGUGGUCAAGGCGGGGAGAACAAUACUGUGGCGCAGCGCCAGCGUGAGGAAGUUCGCGGCACUCAUUACGGGCCUGGAUAUUGCUGUGCCGGAGAAAGCCAACAAGGACAAGAACAAGGGGAACGAGCACCCUACGUUCGAAAAGGAGCCGUCUAAAUCCAAGGGCGUAUCGUCAAAUGCCAGAGCUCAAGCACAAUCCGAGCUAACCAAGGCCAUACGCCGAGCCCGUGGGGCAACGGACGCCGGCGUCAGGUUCACCUUUAUCAUAUACGAGAACCAGCGCCGGUGGGUUGGGCUCGGUUGGACAAACAGUCUGUUCGCGUACGAGAGGGCAGCCUGGACUGACGAGCACAAUAAUCCUGUCCCGCCCAAGGACAAGUUCGAGUUGCCCGGGGUCGACGACGACAGCAGCAUGCGGUGGCGGUGGGUCCGCGGAAGCAGGUGGAGGGUGGAUGGCGUGUCGGACGAGGCGGCGAAUGGUGGGGCAUCGGGAGGUGCAGAGGCCGAGUGGAAUUACGACGGCGAGGCCGGGAAGAACGGCUGGAUAUUCUAUGACAACAAGUGGCAAAACGGUCGACGUGGUCAAGACGGCUGGGGGAGAUGGACGCGAAGGCGGAAGUGGUACCGCGACGCGGAGCUGGUGGAGGUGGACAGCGACGAAGAAACCGAACAAGCCAAGGAGCCUCCCCAAGAAUCCUCGCCAACACCUACUUUAGAACCACGGCCAUCCCUCCCGCCCCGGCCGAAGACACCUACCCUCGCGCCCCCUAUCACGACUUUCUCGCCGAACUACGAAACGAUGAGCAUGCCUGACCUUCAUCGGCCCAACGAUACUCUCAAAGAGAUCAAGGAGGAAGACGUUGAAAGCCCAGGCAGGGAUAAGACGGCCUCGGAAAGGGAAAAGGACGACGCGUCGUCUGUGCUGUCGACUUCAUCCCGGUCGAUGAAGUUAAUCCCCUCGCUGCGGCGCCGGGUCACUGAUAAUACCGCCGCCGCCGCGGCAGCAGGCAGCAAGCAACAUAGACGAGACGAAAGCGUCACCAGCAGCCCGCGGUCAGCUGUGGUAUCACCAUACUCUGUAGGCAGCCGGGCCCGGCGCACUAGUGAAGUGCAGAGCGAGGACGACCAGGCGAGUCUGGGGCCCGGGCUUGGGCUGGAGAUCUCCAAGGACCGGCGGGGUGGGUCCUGGGGAAUUGGCGAUGAGGCUGUAAUGGGGCUGGAGUAG